Medicago truncatula (barrel medic) is the source of this 822-nucleotide messenger RNA. RefSeq names its product probable calcium-binding protein CML45. The transcript has a single exon. Bases 174 to 713 code for a protein of 179 amino acids. Lineage: Eukaryota; Viridiplantae; Streptophyta; Magnoliopsida; Fabales; Fabaceae. Gene Ontology annotation, molecular function: calcium ion binding. The record is from RefSeq and is a predicted model, not a curated record.
UUUGAGCAUAGAAACAAAAUCUUCCACUGUGCUUUCUAUUACUCACUUGUUCUUUUCCAAUCUUAUUUUUUUCAAAUAACAAAGUAGUAUUCAAGAGUUUUUUACUUUUUAUUUUACUCAAAGUAGUAUUUAAGAGUUAUAUCAUAGUGUUUUUGGUCUAUUAAGAGGUUCAAAUGGGUAUAACAGAAGCAUUUUCCAAAUUUGUAGUUGAAUUUUUACAAACAUUCAAAAACUCACCACCAAACUCAAUGCCUCAUCAUGAUCACCUUGAUCAAAAUCAUCAACAAAAUAUGCUCAAGCUCGACGAAAGGAUGAUUCGAGCUCUUGUUACUGUCUUCGGAAUGGAAACAAAUGGAAGAAUCAAGAAGGAAAAUGCUAGGCAAGUGGUGGAGAAGCUUGGUUUGAUCUAUGGUUCUGAUCACAAGGAAAACAAGGCUUUUCAAGAUGAUGAUGAAGAAGAAGUGGUUGUUGAAGAGGUGCUUGGUGAAUUGGAAGAUAUGUCAAAGAGAAGUGAGUUAUUGCUUGAAGCUUUCAAAAUAUUUGAUGAGGAUGGUGAUGGAUAUAUAGAUGCAAUGGAGUUGAAGAGAGUGCUUGAUUGCUUGGGUUUGGAUAAAGGUUGGGAUAUGAAUACAAUUGAAAGGAUGGUUAAGGUUGUUGAUUUGAACUUUGAUGGAAAAGUUGAUUUUGGUGAGUUUGAAUUGAUGAUGGGAUAAUACUUUACCAGUUUGUUCAUUCCUUGAUUUUAGAAUGUAAUAAUAAUUAUUGAUCCCUCAACUGUAAACUAUUAAAUUAAGUUAAAUUAAAUUGUUUUGAUUUAUCACA